Messenger RNA from Cynocephalus volans (Philippine flying lemur), 4206 nucleotides. RefSeq names its product cyclic nucleotide gated channel subunit beta 1 (gene CNGB1). Lineage: Eukaryota; Metazoa; Chordata; Mammalia; Dermoptera; Cynocephalidae. The coding region runs from base 1 to 4206 and encodes 1401 amino acids. Gene Ontology annotation, biological process: monoatomic cation transmembrane transport; retina homeostasis. Gene Ontology annotation, cellular component: photoreceptor outer segment; plasma membrane; intracellular cyclic nucleotide activated cation channel complex. The transcript has 34 exons. Gene Ontology annotation, molecular function: cGMP binding; intracellularly cAMP-activated cation channel activity; protein-containing complex binding. The record is from RefSeq and is a predicted model, not a curated record.
AUGCUGAGCUGGGUCCAGAAGGUGCUGCCUCAGCCUCCGGGGACUCCUCAGAAGACCAAGAUAGAGGAGGAGGAGGAGGCAGAACCAGAACCAGAGCUGGAGCUGGAGCCAAAGCCGGAGCCAGAGCCGGACCUGGAGCCGGAGCCAGAGCCAGAGCUUGAGACAGAGGCAGAACCAGAACUGGAGCCUGAAACAGCCCCCGAGGAGGCUGAGCUGGAGGACCAGCGUGAAACAGCCCCCGAGGAGGCUGAGCUGGAGGACCAGCGUGAAACAGCCCCCGAGGAGGCUGAGCUGGAGGACCAGCGUGAAACAGCCCCCGAGGAGGCUGAGCUGGAGGACCAGCCUGAAACAGUCCCCGAGGAGGCUGAGCUGGAGGACCAGCCUGAAACAGCCCCCGAGGAGGCUGAGCUGGAGGACCAGCCUGAAACAGCCCCCGAGGAGGCUGAGCUGGAAGACCAGCCUGAAACAGCCCCCAAGGAGGCUGAGCUGGAGGACCAGCCUGAAACAGCCCCCGAGGAGGCUGACCUAGAGGACCAGCCUGAAACAGCCCCCAAGGAGGCCGAGCUGCAGGACGAGCCUGAAACAGCACCUGAGGAGGCUAAACUACAGGCCAUGCCACCUGAAGAGCCAUUGGAGGAGGAGGAAAUGGCUGCGGCUGCCCUGAGCCCUCAGGAGACCCAGGAGGCUGCCUCUACUCUGCCCACAUCCCUCCAGGCUCAGGUCACUGUGGCUCCUGAAGUGAACAGCAGUCCCAGCAGCUGGGCACUGACCUGGCUCAUGAAGGGUGUGGAGAAGGUCGUCCCACAGCCCGUCCACAGCGGCAGGGCAGCCCAGAACACCACUGCUGGCAUGGAGGACCCAGAUCAGGCUGGAGCACAGGUCCUUGGGCACUGCAGCACUGGAGGUGCAGCAGCAUCUGCAGAUGGACCCAGUGAGGGCCCCAGGGCCCAGGACACCAGAGGGCAGUCCAGCCCUGUGUCAGAAUUUGAGGCUGGCAGAAGUUUGCCCACCACCCUGGGGCCCUUUAAGAGUAUACAGAACAAGACCCCCACUUACAGGAGGCCAUGGCUGCUCAGAUGGUUCGAAAAGAAUCUGGAGAAAGCGCUGCCUCAGCCCCCCAAAUACUCUAAGGGCUGGAGAGAUGAGCCUGCAGCUGCUGCCUCGAGCCCAGAGCCUGCAGCCCCGCCCCUGGAGACAGAGCCCGAGCCUGAGCCACCACAGGUCCCGGAGAGCCUCUCCCUCCCCACGGCCGUUCCCCUGGAGCCUGAGGAGGAGCUGGCUGCAGAGCCCCUGCCUGGCUUCCAGGCCUCCUCCCUGCUGCCACCCAAGGACCCUGCCAGGUUGGUAGCAUGGCUUCUGCACAGACUGGAGAUGGCCCUGCCACAGCCAGUGCUCCAUGGGAAAGCUGGGGAGCAGGAGGCUGACUCCCCUGAGACAAGUGACGUGCAGACCAUCAGCAUCCUCCCUGGAGGGCAAGUGGAGCCCGACCUCAUCCUAGAGGAGGUUGACCCUGACUGGGAGGACGCCCACCAGGAUGGCAGCACCAGCCCACAGGGUACAGAGGUGGCUCCAGCUUAUGAAGAAGAGAACGAAUCUGUGGAGGAGAUACUCAGGAAGCUGCCCCAGAUUCAAGAGGAGAAAGAAGAUGAGGAGGAGGAUGGAGAGGAGGAGGAAGAGGAGGAGGAGGAACAGGAGGCUGAUUUCCUGCUGGAUAGCUGUUUAAUGUCACAGGCCAGCGAGGACCAGAGUGCAGUAGGCGAGACCCAGCACCAGAGGGCCUCACCCCAGGAGCUGUGGGAGGAAGCUGUGGCCACCAGCUCAGGAGUGCCUGCCACGAAAGAGCACCCAGAAGUGCAGGUGGAAGACACUGAUGCUGUCAUCCACCCCCUCAUCAUGGAGGAGAAUCCACCCUCGCCCGAGCUGCUGCCACCUUCUCCUGCCAAAUCCGACACCCUCAUGGUCCCGGGCUCAGCCUUGGGGAUGCACAGGAAGAAGCUGCCCUCUCAGGAUGAUGAGGAUGAAGAGCUCAAGGUGCUGUCCCCAGCUGAGUCCCCGGUGUUGGCCUGGUCAGACCCCACUACCCCUCAGGACACCGAUGGACAGGACCGUGCGGCCUCCACGGCCAGCCAGAACAGUGCCAUCAUCAAUGAACGGCUCCAGGAGCUGGUGAAGCUCUUCAAGGAGCGGACAGAGAAGGUGAAGGAGAAGCUCAUCGACCCCGACGUCACCUCCGACGAGGAGAGUCCCAAGCCCUCCCCAGCCAAGAAAGCCCCAGAGCCAGCUCCAGACACCAAGCCUGCUGACAUGGGGCAGGUGGAGGAGGAGCACUACUGCGACAUGCUCUGCUGCAAGUUCAAACGCCGCCCCUGGAAGAUGUACCAGUUUCCCCAGAGCAUUGAUCCUCUGACCAACCUGAUGUACGUCCUGUGGCUGUUCUUCGUGGUGUUGGCCUGGAACUGGAACUGCUGGCUCAUCCCUGUACGCUGGGCCUUCCCUUACCAGACGCCGGACAACAUCCAUCUCUGGCUGUUGAUGGAUUACCUGUGCGACCUCAUCUACCUUCUGGACAUCACUGUGUUCCAGAUGCGCCUGCAGUUUGUCAGAGGGGGGGACAUCAUUACAGACAAAAAGGACAUGCGAAAUAACUACAUGAAAUCUCGUCGCUUUAAGAUGGACCUGCUCUGCCUCCUGCCCUUGGAUUUUCUCUACUUGAAAUUUGGUGUGAACCCCCUCCUUCGCUUGCCCCGCUGUUUAAAGUACCUGGCCUUCUUUGAGUUUAACGACCGCCUGGAAUCCAUCCUCAGCAAAGCCUACGUUUACAGGGUCAUCAGAACCACAGCCUACUUGCUGUACAGUUUACACUUGAACUCAUGUCUUUAUUACUGGGCGUCGGACUAUGAGGGCAUCGGCUCCACACACUGGGUUUACGAUGGCGUGGGAAAUGGUUACAUUCGCUGUUACUACUGGGCUGUGAAGACCCUCAUCACCAUUGGUGGGCUGCCCGACCCCAGGACACUCUUUGAAAUUGUCUUCCAACUUCUGAACUACUUCACAGGCGUCUUUGCUUUCUCUGUGAUGAUUGGACAGAUGAGAGAUGUGGUGGGAGCCGCCACCGCAGGCCAGACCUACUACCGCAGCUGCAUGGACAGCACAGUGAAGUACAUGAACUUCUACAGGAUCCCCAAGUCCGUGCAGAACCGUGUCAAGACCUGGUACGAGUACACCUGGCAGUCGCAAGGCAUGCUGGACGAAUCAGAACUGAUGGUGCAGCUUCCGGACAAGAUGCGGCUGGACCUCGCCAUCGACGUGAACUAUGACAUUGUUAGCAAAGUGGCACUCUUUCAGGGCUGUGACCGGCAGAUGAUCUUUGACAUGCUGAAGAGGCUUCGCUCUGUGGUCUACCUGCCCAAUGACUACGUGUGCAAGAAGGGGGAGAUUGGCCGUGAGAUGUACAUCAUCCAGGCGGGGCAGGUGCAGGUUUUGGGCGGCCCUGAUGGGAAAUCUGUGCUGGUGACACUCAAAGCUGGAUCUGUGUUUGGAGAAAUCAGCUUGCUGGCUGUUGGUGGCGGGAAUCGGCGUACAGCCAACGUGGUGGCCCACGGGUUUACCAACCUGUUCAUUCUCGAUAAGAAGGACUUGAAUGAAAUUUUGGUGCAUUAUCCUGAGUCUCAGAAGUUACUCCGGAAAAAAGCCAGGCGCAUGCUGAGAAGCAACAACAAGCCCAAGGAGGAGAAGAGCGUGCUCAUCCUCCCACCCCGGGCGGGCACCCCCAAGCUCUUCAACGCCGCCCUUGCUGCAACAGGGAAGAUGGGUGGCAAGGGGGCCAGAGGAGGCAAGCUCGCCCACCUCAGAGCUCGCCUCAAAGAGCUGGCCGCGCUGGAGGCGGCUGCCAAACAGCAACAGCUGCUGGAACAGGCCAAGAGCUCACAAGACGCUGCAGGAGAGGCAGGCUCUGCGGCUCCCGACCAGCCCGCGGCCCCGACGGAGGCCGCCCCCGACCAGGCUGCGCCCCCGGAGCCUCCGGAGGCACCGGCCCGGAGCUCCCCGCCGGCCCCGGGAUCCCCGCCGGCCUCGGCCUCCCCUCCGGCCCGGAGGAAGCCGGAGGAAGGCGGCGAGGGGGCAGCCGGGCCCUCGGAGCCCUCGGUGCGGAUCCACAUAAGCCCGGGCCCGGAGCCCAGCGAGAAGGAGGAGGGGCCGGCGGCGUGA